Molecule: messenger RNA, 1970 nt
Organism: Erythranthe guttata (spotted monkey flower)
Lineage: Eukaryota; Viridiplantae; Streptophyta; Magnoliopsida; Lamiales; Phrymaceae
Product: F-box/LRR-repeat protein At3g26922
Molecular function (GO): protein binding
Source: RefSeq, a predicted model, not a curated record
GACAAAUUCAAUUAGGGUUGAAAUAUUUCUCUCCUAGUCGUUUAAGAAGAUUUUCGACAUUCAGCCAGAGACUCCAUGGACAGGAUAUCCGAGUUGCCACGAGACAUCUUACAGCAAAUACUGAAUUUCCUUUCCCAAAAAGAGGCUGUCCGAAUAUCUGUCUUGUCUAAAUCGUGGCGUUAUAAUUGGUGUAUCCGCACCAAUCUUGAUUUAUCAUACAACAACUUCAGAGGAAACAAACUUCAAUUUCUCUCCGUUGUGGACAAUAUCUUACGUCGACAGCAUGACGAGAGGCUGUCCUUGUCGGAAUUUCACCUUUCAAUAUCUCAAGUCUAUCCGGAUCACACAUCGGUUUUUUACCUUAAAAAGUGGGUCCCGUUACUCACGGUUAUAGGUGUGAAGAAGUUCCGGCUUUCUGUCUAUAUGAGUCACACACAUCAUGCAUAUCGUAAACCGCCUCUUAAACUGCCCCCCGUAGUCUUUGGAGCCGAAUCACUACAAGAUUUGCAUUUGGAAAACUUCGAGUUCGACAGAAAGACUAUCGAGAGGAUACUACCGUGGAAGCAUUUAAGAUCACUUUGUCUCCAAAAAGUCUACAUCGAAGAUGAGAUUUUGCAGAAGAUAAUCCUAGGUUCUCCUUUACUCGAAACCCUAAAUGUCCAAGGGGAUUGUCGGAGGGUAGGCACAGUUAAUUUGAAUCAUCUUCACAAUCUCAAGUACUUGUCUUUGCAGCUGUGUGAGAGAGAGGUUGACCAGUAUUGUAGCUUUGAAAUCCACCCACCAUCUCUCGAGACCAUCGAACUUCGUUAUAGUAAUAUUUCGUACCACACAGGAGACGAUUUUCGUAAUCUCCAUUCUUUAUUUAUAAGCAACGUGAGACCAUCGUCAUUGGACCGCUUGUCGUCGACUAUAUUCCCAUGUCUUAAACGCUUGACUAUAUCGAAUUGCUUCGGAAUCGAAGAAAUCAAGCUAUUUAUUAAUGCCCCAAACAUACUGUAUUUUGAAUAUCACGGGCUCAAAGUCCCAUCCAUCUCUUUUGCAGCAACUUCCAGCAAGUGGAAGUCAGAGAUAUACCUAGUCUAUCAGGGUUCUUCGUGGCUCCUCAAGCUAAAUGAACUGCUCAAUUCACUAAGCCACUCCGAAAUUUCUCUGGCAGUCGAUCAAUACUGCAGGAUAAACGGAAACGUUAUGGUACGAGAGAAUGUUCAUAAUAGACCUAUUGUGGAGAGCUUGAGGAUGGGGUCUGAUCUUGUAAUUGUUAUGUUUUUUAUUUGUCGUCCAAGAAACAUUUACGGAUACAAGAUAAAAUCGGCGAGGUUAUGGAAGUUUCUAAUGGAGAGAGAAAGUGGAAACGAAGACGAGUUGUUUCGAGGUUUGGAGGAAGUAAGCAUCGAGACGAGAGUGGACAUUCGAGAAGGAUGGCGUCCGUCAACUUCGUUGGACUUUAAAUUACCGGGGUUGGAAUUUCGAUUGGCAUUGAAAUGGAGAAAUACUCCUCUGUGAGUACUCCUACUAUUAUUAGUCUCUGCUGAUAGUUUUUAUUUGCUUAUUAAUUUAUUUGCUUCUUAAGAUCAACUCUUUCAGUCUUUCUUUUCUUUGGUUUGAUUUAUUCAAAUUAAUACAAGAUUAUUUAUUGGAUGACAUCAAUUGCUGUGGGCUUUAUAUACAACUGCUCAUUUUCACAUACUUGAAUCCAAAUGACAGCAAUUAAUAAUUCAGUCACUGUUUGUUCAAAUUAUUUACUUCCCAAAUUUAUAAAAAUAAGUCAGUGUGAAAACGUGUGCUUGUGCUCGUAUAUUUCAUCAUUUGUCGCGCACACACACACACCGAAUUUUAUCAAAAUGUUUAAAAGAAAGAUGAAAGCGAACCGACAACUAGUAAUAUAUGGUGGUUAUACAUAAAUUACAAAUACAUAAAACUAGAGUACAGUUUCGGCCGUUGAAAGAUGUCACCGGACAAACAUUCAUAUA